Messenger RNA from Exserohilum turcica Et28A, 2718 nucleotides. RefSeq lists its product as uncharacterized. The transcript is spliced from 2 exons. Gene Ontology annotation, molecular function: RNA polymerase II cis-regulatory region sequence-specific DNA binding; zinc ion binding; DNA-binding transcription factor activity, RNA polymerase II-specific. Bases 1 to 2718 code for a protein of 905 amino acids. Lineage: Eukaryota; Fungi; Ascomycota; Dothideomycetes; Pleosporales; Pleosporaceae. Gene Ontology annotation, biological process: DNA-templated transcription; positive regulation of transcription from RNA polymerase II promoter by galactose. Gene Ontology annotation, cellular component: nucleus. The record is from RefSeq and is a predicted model, not a curated record.
AUGCCAACUUGCCCACUUGCCCACUUGCCCACUGGCUCAGUUGCUGAAAACGCCCAGCGCAAGUUUACAUGCAUCUACACGGACCGAGACCCAAGCUCUCCAAGCGAAGACAGGCCACCCACUAAGAGGCGCGUAGUCGAGACUACUGGCGACGCCCGAAGUCCACUUGCGAAAGAUAACUCUGCAUCAAACACACCCACAAACUGCCAGGCACAGCCCUCGCCUCUAUUAUCCCUACACCGACGGAGAUCCUCCGUCUCCCAUCAGCCCCCCCUGACAUCACAUGGCCUGAGUUUGGAGCAAGAAGCACCACCCUAUGCAGCCCCUGCUUCCCGGCCCACGAUUGACCAUGGGAACACCUCAGUGACUCAAUUGCCAGCGAAUCAUGGCAGUGAAGGUACCGGGCGUGCCGUGUCACUUGCCAAUACCACGCAUGACGGCGGAGAUGAUGUCGCAGAGUUUCCGAGCCAGAGUCGGAUGCUGCAAGACCCCACUGGCCGCGUGUUGUACAUUGGCGACGCGGCUACACUAUCUUUUCUUCAGCUCCUGCGGAUGAUGGUGGAGACCGUAGCCGGUCCUUCUCCAUUUACCACUGACCCUCGCCGACACAAGAUAGUCGAAGGUCAAUUCUCGCUGCCACAUGGCUACCAGCACACCCAUCUCCUGCCCGACGAGCGAACGGCCCGCGUGCUGGUCGAGGCAUUCUUCGUCAACACUCAUGGCCUGCUGCAGGUCUUCAACCGCGACCGUUUCUUUGAGAGCCUAGAGCAAUGCUAUUCGGAUCCACUCUCGGCCAGCCCGUCAUGGCUGUGCCUGCUCUAUCUGGUAUUUGCUAUUGGCUUGACCAUGGCGACGCCGCUGUCUGGAAGUCCAGAGGCACUCAUUAUUGACAAGCUUCGGAGCGAGCAUCUCGACCGAGCGGAAGCAUUCUACCUGAAUGCCAAGAGUUUGAACGACCCCAUGACUGGAUUAGAAGAUCAAGACUUCUGGUCCGUUCAGGCCUUGCUGCUCAUGUCGGUUUACAUGCUGGCCAAGUCGAAGCGAAACACUGCCUUUGCCUUGCUGGGCAUGGCGGUGCGAUCUGCGCUUGCACUGGGUCUCCACAGAGAGGAGACCAUGGUGAUAUUCAGCCCAGAGGAGCAGACACAGCGAAGGGACCUGUGGCGGUCACUUUUUGUCAUUGACCGUCUACUGUCAUGUUCACUGGGCCGCCCAACUGCCAUAUCCGAGGACGACUGCUCGGGCGAUAUUCUCCAGCCUCCUGACAGUGCACAAGACCAAUCCUGGAACUUCGCCUUAAAGACGGUGUAUGACUACAAUGACACUGGGCCUGCCGCGUUGGAAGCUGCCGUCCGAAGUUGCAAGGUGAUUGGCAUCAUCUUACGUAGGGUGUAUCAGAGACGCAAGAUCAGCACGCGGCUUGCGCAAGAGAUUUCAGACAUUUGUAAGGCAUGGCCACGAGCGUUGACACCCAUCCUACAGUGGCGACAGGCUGCAACAGCAUCGCCCAGCCAGGGCGUGGCUAUUCUGCACGUCAAUCUGUUUUAUUGUCAUUCCAUCAUUCUUCUGACUCGGCCGUUCUUGUUGUACAUUCUCAAUAAAGAGACACAGCGUCACGUCAAACAGCCAGGAGACAGAGGCCCUCGACCUUAUAUCCGCAUGGAACGCUUCAGCGAGGCGUGUGUCAUUGCCUCAGUGCAUACGAUUCUGCUGAUACAAAACGCUUUUGAAGCGGGCCACUUGUCGCGUCGCAACCCAGCAGUCAUUUACUUUCUGUUUGCAGCCACUCUGGUGAUUCUCGCCAGCGAUUUUGCCCGCCUCUAUCAGAUUGAUGUGACGGACAACUGCGUGGCCAAUGCCAUCAAUAUCAUGAACUAUUGCGCGGAGAGCGAUCAACAAGCAAUUCGGCUUGUAUAUAUACUCAGCACUUUCCGCGACGUAGUCACGCAACAACGCCUGCGACGCAGGGACAGCCAAACCACCAAUUCGACCCUACCGAGCAUAGCAUCACAGUUGUACGGCGCCCAUGUGCCGACGCCCCCGCCACAGCAACAGCAACAGCAACAGCAGCAAACCCCAAUGCAACAACAGCAUGUUGUCCCGAAUGUCACUGGCCUAGUCCAGAAUCCCAUGGACGGCACGCCACGCCUCCACCAAGUCCCUGUACACAUCUAUCCUGGCCUCCACACAGCACCCCUCAACGAAACGACCCCAACGCACCAGACCCAAGCCCAAGCUCCAGCCCAAUCGCAGUCCCAACUCUUGCAUGUACCCAAUCCAGGCGCAGUCCCGGUAGCCCAGCAGCCCCAAGCAAACACACUCAAUCCGCCUCAACAAGACUUUUCAGUGCACCUUUCGCCCAUCCAGGAGCCGGGGCUAGAUCUAUCAGCGAAUUCAGUACCCAUGGCUACAAAGACACCAUCGCUAUCGACGAUGCUGGAUCUCUCUGCAUUGGAAGCCACGCGGGUGCCCAGUCUGCACAGCGAGGAAAGCGGGCUGGACGAGCAGAUUGACUUUGAUACGCUAUGGGCUUGGCCCAGCAAUACGCCUGCAACGGGAAGUCCAAGGGGAGCAGACGGGGGGAAUGGAAAUGGCAAUGGAAAUGGCAAUGGAAACAAUGGUGGCGGACGAGUAAAUGAUAGGGUGCAGGGGAUAAGUGAUAGUGCUGUACCCAUGUUUGGGGUUAGUAGAGCAGGGGCGGCGCACAGAGACGGGUAG